Molecule: messenger RNA, 1781 nt
Organism: Macrobrachium nipponense
Lineage: Eukaryota; Metazoa; Arthropoda; Malacostraca; Decapoda; Palaemonidae
Product: tRNA dimethylallyltransferase-like
Exons: 8
Coding region: 238-1767 (509 amino acids)
Biological process (GO): tRNA modification
Cellular component (GO): mitochondrion
Molecular function (GO): nucleic acid binding; tRNA dimethylallyltransferase activity; zinc ion binding
Source: RefSeq, a predicted model, not a curated record
UAAUUGUUACAGAUAAACAAAGGUAAAACGUUCAUUUGACACACAUCACUGUAAAUGUGUAACCAUCCUCUCUAUUAUAGACUCGAUAUCUAUUACGUGUGUGACCAUCUGAAACGAGAGUGAAGUUCUCAAUAGCAUGUGGUGGUGAGUCUGCUCUGCUUCUGCUGUUGUUGGUUGGCAUCGUUCGGUUCGCCAAAUCAGCGUCUGUGUCCAGAACAAUCAGCUGAUCGAGUCAACAUGGCUUCCAGUGUAGUAAAUGUGGCACGAACUGCACGGGUUCCUGUGGUUGUAGUUUUAGGUGCGACAGGUACGGGAAAGUCGAAACUUGCUAUCGAAAUCGCUAAAGAGUUUAAUGGAGAAAUCAUCAGCGCUGAUUCCAUGCAGGUGUACCAUGGCCUUGAUAUUGUUACCAACAAGGUCACAUCUGAGGAAAAAGCAUUGGCACCCCAUCACCUGCUUGAUUUUCUAGAUCCUCUUUCCAGGUACAGUGUGUUGGAUUUUCGCAAUGCUGCUUUACCUCUCAUGGAAAGACUUUUAUCCAAAGGAAUAAUCCCAGUAAUUGUUGGUGGUACUAACUAUUACAUUGAAUCUUUAUUGUGGAAUGUCCUUGUUGAAAGUGCCCCUGAGGAAGAGGUCACAGAAGAUAAGUUAGUUUAUGAAAGAGACAAGGAAUAUUAUGGAAGGCCUACUGUGAAAGGUGAAAGUGUCCAGAGAAGAAAUAAAAAUGUUGGUGCUAAUUGUGAUGAAAAUGUGCCAAAAAAAAGUAAAAAUGACAGUGGAAAUGCUAAGAACAAUAAAGCUUUUGCAUUUCAUAGUGAGAUUGAGGAUGAUAAUAUUGAACAGGGAAAGGAAAGUGAAGUGAAGGAGAAUGUUGAGAAACCUAAGGAUAAAAGUGCUUGCAUUGCAUGGCAAGAUUGCAAUUUACCUACCGAGGAUUUAUACCAGCGAUUACUGGAAGUAGAUCCCACAAGUGCUAUGGAAUAUCAUCCAAAUAAUAGACGAAAGAUUAUCAGAUCCUUGCAAGUGUGGGAGCAGACAGGUCGACAACAUAGUGAAGUUUUGAAAGAGCAAAGGCAACAAGUUGGGGGAAGUCAGCUGGGGGGUGCUCUUAGAUUUCAGAAUACAGCUAUUUUGUGGAUUACGUGCCAACAGGAUGUAUUGGAUGAAAGAUUGGAUGACCGAGUUGAUGACAUGAUCAAAAGGGGUCUCUUGCAAGAAUUAACAGACUUCCACAUGGCUUACAACACAGCUCGGUUAAGAGAUGGUCAAGAUGCAGAUUACACUAAAGGGAUUUUUCAAAGCAUUGGUUUUAAGGAGUUUCAUCAGUAUUUAAUUUUACCUGAAUCAGAACGGACCAUGGAUGAAGGCAAAAAAUUAUACAUGACUGGUGUGGAGAACCUAAAACAGGUUACAAGGCGUUACUCUAGGAAGCAAGUAAGAUGGAUAAGAAAUAGAUUUAUUCUGCCUUCUAAAAGACAGGUCCCACCAGUAUACACAGUAGAUGGCACAGAUCCGAAAAGAUGGGAUACAAAGGUUAAGGAGCCAGCUCUAAGCAUUGUCCAAGCUUUAUUAGAAGGUGAAAAACCCAACUGUGACCCAGUAAAAUUUUCAAAAACUGCAGAAUUUGCUGAUAUUGAUACAAAUGACAAGACUCGUUUCGAAUGCGAUGUAUGUGGACGUGUUGUUAUUGGCCAGUUGCAGUGGCAUUCCCAUCUAAAAGGAGCUAAACACCGGAAGAUGUUAAAACGAAAACACCAAACAAAUUGACUUGUGUUUCUAUA